This is a messenger RNA of Centruroides sculpturatus (bark scorpion), 799 nucleotides long. RefSeq lists its product as uncharacterized. The record is from RefSeq and is a predicted model, not a curated record. Bases 144 to 665 code for a protein of 173 amino acids. NCBI's taxonomy places the organism in Eukaryota, Metazoa, Arthropoda, Arachnida, Scorpiones, Buthidae. The transcript has 6 exons.
UCUUAUCCUUUGAUGUACAAAGUUCUAGUUAUACACCCGAACAGAUUGAAAAGCAGUUUUUUUUUGUACCCGUAAAAUUAAAUUUCUUAAUAUUCGUUGUUAGUGUUUAGUAUUGUUUAAAACGGUUUUCUAAAGUUUAAGACAUGACGCUGUUAAACGCUUCCAUGAGUUUUUUCCUUUAUGUUGAAGAAUUCUUCCUUAUUUGUUUAGUGCUCCCUUGGGUGCCAUCUUACAGAUUAGGAGAAUUAUUGAAUUUUGCCAAAAGGUUUCGUUUACCUUUAAAUUUAACAUUUACCAUGUACUUCACCUUUUCCAUAGUUUUUAUUGUGGUAAAUAUUGUAGCUUUAGAACUUCACGUUUUGCAAGUAAACGAGAUGGUGAGAAACUCAUUUGAUACAUUUAAAUGGAAUUUGUUUCACGCGCUUAAGUUUUGCAUAAUUAUCCACAGAGUUUUAUCUUUGAGCAUGAAUGAAGCUUCGCUUCGUAAGUCGACAAAAUCAUUAGAAGCUAACCUAAAAACAAUUUUAGAGGAUAAAAAUAAAGAGGUAUCAAAAGACGAUAAAGAAAUACAAUUUUUAAAGGAAGAGUUACAAAGAACUAAAAAUGAACUGAAUACAACAAAAAAUUUACUAGCAAAUUAUCAGUCCAGUAAGAACUUAAAAUAAAGUUGUUUACAAAUAGUUAAAUAGUGUUCAACAAUUGUUAAUAAUAAUAAAACGUUUCGUUCAACAUGAUUUUAUUAAGUAUGCAAACAAAUUUUACAUAUUUUGUGCAAUUUUGGGAAAGUAAGGCAUAUAUU